AUGGACAGACGUACACCCUACACUCUGAGCGUCCUUGCGCCCAGUACCAAUGGCGCCGAUGAGUCUCGCUCAACCAUUCAAAAUAAAUUGAAGGAUUUUGUGCUCGAAUUCCAGCUAGACAACGCAUUCAUCUACCGUGAUCAAUUACGACAGAAUGUCCUAGUCAAGCAAUACUACUGUGAUAUCGAUAUUGCCCACGUCAUUUCCUAUAACGAAGAGUUAGCCCACAAACUCACCACCGAACCCGCUGAUAUUAUCCCCCUGUUUGAAUUGGCCCUUCAAGACUGCACCCGUCGCAUUGUAUAUGCCGGUCAGCGCGAUGUCGAACUCCCUUCACACCAGCUCCUGCUUCACUCUUCAGCAUCACACAUUUCCAUCCGCGAUUUGAACGCCACCAAUAUCUCACACCUUGUCCGCAUCCCCGGUAUCGUUAUCGGAGCCUCUACCAUCUCGUCUAAAUCAACCGUUGUCCAUGUUCGCUGCAAGAACUGUAGCCACUCUGAAAAUAUUCACGUCGAUGGUGGCUUCGCUGGUUUGACCCUCCCGAGACGUUGUGGACGUAAAAAGGAAGCUGGUGAUCAACCUGGCGAGGAGUGUCCCCUCGACCCAUAUGUGGUUGUUCACGAAAAAUGUCAGUUUGUGGAUCAACAAGUUCUCAAGCUGCAGGAAGCCCCUGAUCAGGUCCCUGUGGGUGAGUUGCCCCGCCAUGUCCUGAUUUCCGCCGACCGAUACCUCGCAAAUCGUGUUGUUCCCGGAUCACACUGCACGGUUAUGGGCAUUUUCUCCAUCUACCAGGCGAAAGGAGUCAAGAAGGAAGCAGCUGUGGCCAUCCGCAACCCUUACCUUCGUUCCGUUGGAAUCAAUACCGAUCUCGAUCAGACCGCCAAAGGAAACUCGGUUUUCUCCGAAGAAGAGGAGCAGGAAUUCUUGGAGUUGAGCCGUCGCCCUGAUCUGUACGAUGCUAUGGCUCGCAGUAUCGCUCCCUCCAUCUACGGCAACAUUGACAUCAAGAAGUCUAUCGUCUGUUUACUCAUGGGUGGUUCAAAGAAGAUUCUGCCUGACGGAAUGAAGCUUCGUGGUGAUAUUAACGUGCUGAUGCUUGGUGACCCUGGUACCGCCAAGUCUCAAUUGCUGAAAUUCGUCGAAAAGGCUGCCCCAAUCGCCAUCUACACAUCUGGAAAGGGUUCUUCAGCAGCUGGUUUGACUGCUUCCGUGCAGCGUGAUCACACCACUCGCGAGUUUUACCUGGAAGGUGGUGCCAUGGUUCUUGCCGAUGGCGGUGUUGUGUGUAUUGAUGAGUUCGACAAGAUGCGUGAUGAGGACCGAGUAGCUAUCCACGAAGCCAUGGAACAACAAACUAUCUCCAUCGCCAAGGCAGGUAUCACAACCAUUCUCAACUCUCGAACUUCCGUCUUGGCCGCCGCCAAUCCUGUGUUCGGUCGAUAUGACGAUUUGAAGACACCAGGCGAGAAUAUUGAUUUCCAAACCACCAUUCUGUCUCGUUUCGAUAUGAUCUUCAUCGUUCGUGAUGAUCACGAGCGUGGACGUGAUGAGAAGAUUGCGCGCCACGUCAUGGGUGUUCACAUGGGUGGUCGGGGCUUGGAGGAACAAGUUGAGGCUGAGAUUUCCGUUGAUCAGAUGAAGCGCUAUAUCAGCUACUGCAGAAGCCGCUGCGCUCCUCGUCUUUCUCCCGAGGCUGCCGAGAAACUAUCGUCUCAUUUCGUCUCCAUCCGAAAGCAAGUUCAUCGAACUGAAGUGGAAGCUAACACUCGAUCAUCGAUUCCCAUCACUGUGCGGCAGCUUGAGGCCAUUGUCCGUAUUACUGAGUCUCUAGCCAAAUUGUCACUUUCUCCUAUUGCUACUGAUGCUCAUGUCGAUGAGGCGAUUCGACUUUUCCUUGCAUCCACCAUGGAUGCUAUUACUCAUGGCGAGGGUCAGGGUAGCAAAGAGCUUAUGGAGGAGGCGUCCAAGAUUGAAGAUGAGCUCAAGCGCCGUCUCCCCGUCGGCUGGAGUACCAGUUUGGCGACACUCCGCCGCGACUUCGUCGACGCGAAGGGCAACUCAGAAUCAGCACUCAACCGAGCAUUGCUUGUGUUGCAAAAGAGGGAGACGAUCCAAAUUCGAUCUGGCGGUUCGCAAGUCUACCGCAACGCAGCAUAA
Penicillium angulare is the source of this 2160-nucleotide messenger RNA. RefSeq names its product MCM DNA helicase complex subunit MCM5. NCBI's taxonomy places the organism in Eukaryota, Fungi, Ascomycota, Eurotiomycetes, Eurotiales, Aspergillaceae. Bases 1 to 2160 code for a protein of 719 amino acids. The record is from RefSeq and is a predicted model, not a curated record. Gene Ontology annotation, molecular function: single-stranded DNA binding; 3'-5' DNA helicase activity; DNA replication origin binding. Gene Ontology annotation, biological process: DNA replication initiation; double-strand break repair via break-induced replication; DNA replication. Gene Ontology annotation, cellular component: nucleus; MCM complex. The transcript is spliced from 3 exons.